Messenger RNA from Cuscuta campestris, 1510 nucleotides. Lineage: Eukaryota; Viridiplantae; Streptophyta; Magnoliopsida; Solanales; Convolvulaceae. The record is from the annotation of a GenBank genome assembly.
CAUAAUUUAAAUUGGGUGUACCAAAUGGGGCCUAAAUUAAUUUGUUUAAAAAGAUUUGAAAUAUAAGUGCCCGUGAUCGUCAACAAGGUGAUUGGAGAUGACGGUGGUGGGCGGAAGAGCGGUGAUGGAGAACGGAAUGAUAUCAGUCGACCGGUGGGCGAUCGGAAGUCAGGCCUACUUCCUCACCCACCUCCACGCCGACCACACUCAGGGCCUCUCUCCGUCGUGGCGUCGUGGCCCACUCUUCUGCUCCCGCGUCUCCGCCAAGCUCUUCCCUUCCAAGUUCCCCGGCUUCGACCUCUCCCUCCUCCGCGUCGUCGACAUCGGACGGUGGCACUCACUCUCAAUUGCCUCCCCGUCCUCCGACUCCGCCUCCACGGUUCACUUCUUGGCCGUCGACGCUUAUCACUGCCCGGUCAUGUAUCUGUUUCGUGGUGAAUUUGGAUACAUGCUUUACACGGGUGAUUUUCGCUGGGAAGCAAUGAGCGAUAGAGCACUUAUAGGAAGGGCAAUGUUACUUAAUGCUCUGAAGGAUGUAAACCUUGAUUACCUGUACUUAGAUAAUACCUAUUGUAAUCCAGCAUAUGCCUUUCCUUCCCGUGAGGUGGCUGCUAAGCAGAUUGUGAAUAUCAUUGAAUCUCAUCCAAAGCAUGACAUUGUCAUUGCUAUUGACUCUCUGGGGAAGGAAAACCUUUUGGCAUACAUAUCCCGUGUACUUAAUAUAAAGAUAUGGGUGUGGCCGGAGCGCCUGCAGACCAUGCACCUGCUCGGUUUCCAUGACAUCUUCACAACAAAAACUUCUCUCACCAGAGUCCGUGCGAUUCCUCGUUACAGUUUUAGCAUCGAGACUCUAGAAGGUCUGAAUAGAAUGCGUCCAACAAUCGGAAUCAUGCCAUCUGGACUUCCAUGGGUAGCGAAAAACGACAAGGGAAAUAACCAUCCUUUGGGUCCUCCAGUUAUAGAUCCGAACAUUUUCAAAAAAUACCAUCAAUACAUAUAUACUGUCCCAUAUUCUGACCAUUCUUGUUUUUCUGAGCUAAAAGACUUUGUGAAACUUCUGAAGCCAGUUGAUAUUAAGGGCAUUGUCACUUCAGCUCCUUCUUACACUAACCCUUUGUACUUCUUUGGACAUCUGUGUGGAACAAAGCAAACAUCACAGGCAUUGCACCAGAAGAAUGAGACCCUGAGAAGUGGGGGUUCUAAGUUGCACAAGAAGGGUGUUAAGAAGUUGCAGCAUACGGGAGCUCGGGCGAGUCGGGUCAGCAUAUUGAGAAGAGUGCGGCGUGGGGCGAAGGUUAGUGAUACAGAUAGUACUCUUGUUUGAUUUUGAUAUACAAGUCAUUCGGGAUUACUAUUAUUGUUUAUAAUCAAUCUGUCCCACAAAACAUUUCUCAUUUCCUUUUCGUAAGUCCUGAAAACCACUUUCCACUUUAUUUCAUUUUUAAGUAAUGAGCAUAUAAGUAACACAAUUUCUCUCUAUCUAAAUUCUAAAUAAACAAUAACCAUAUAU